AUGGUUUGCGCCGGCGCAAGGGCCGUUUCGGUCCUCAAGUUCGUAGGGACUGUUUCCUUGGGACUGCUGACGGGCGUUUCCUACACCGUCUCCAACAUCACCCUCCCCAAUCUCCUACGCCUUCCGUCAUCGUCAUCCGCCUCACAGGCCAUCAACUCCCUCACCACGAGUCUCAAGACGCCCCUCCUCACACUUACAUCCCUCGCCUCGGCACCUCUAUUCCUCGCCUUCAUCCUAUCGCCUCGUCGCUCUCGCCACCCAUACCUCCUGUAUACAUCUGCCCUCGCAGUUCUCUCGACCGUUGUCCCACGUCUCUUGCCACAGGCUGCACCUCGUCCUGCCCAGCAGCAACAUGUCCGGAAACCUUCCCCGCGUGCUAGGAUGGAAGCCAGCUACGAGGUCUUGGGCGAUGUGCAUAGUGAACCGGCCAGCGAGGAGGACAUCGAGGAUAUCAACGGGGAGGAAGUGAGGGCCGAGGUGGAGAGUCUUGCCAAGGGGUACUUUGCGCGCACUGGCCUUGCUGCUCUUGGAUUUGCCAUGGCUGUUGUUGGCCUUUGGGGGGAUGGAGCGCCCAAGGCGGCUGUUUAUGUCGCCUGA
This is a messenger RNA of Pochonia chlamydosporia 170, 597 nucleotides long. RefSeq lists its product as hypothetical. The transcript has 2 exons. Gene Ontology annotation, cellular component: mitochondrion. Gene Ontology annotation, biological process: autophagy of mitochondrion. NCBI's taxonomy places the organism in Eukaryota, Fungi, Ascomycota, Sordariomycetes, Hypocreales, Clavicipitaceae. The coding region runs from base 1 to 597 and encodes 198 amino acids. The record is from RefSeq and is a predicted model, not a curated record.